GUUGUUGAUGUGGUUGAUGUGCGUGUCAAUAGAUUUCGAGUCAUAGAUAGACUAUUAGCUAGCCAGACGAGAGCUCAGUCUUUUUCUCGUUUCCAAUUUAGUUUGACUGUGCCCUAGCUAGGACAUAGUAUUUCCCAAGAAAAGAAGAAAACGAAUUCAGCAAUAGAAAGAUGUUUGGUUGGAUCAAUGAUUGCACGGAAUGCCUGGUGGUAUCCAAAUUUGGAGAAGAAACGUGGCACAAGGUGAAGGAAAAAGCCAACUGCGACGUGGUGGACGGGGGCUUUUUGCGUUACAAGUAUUAUCCCGACUCGGAUACCGUCGCCUUGGUGGUAGCGGCUUCGGAAGUUUUGGGCAUCAGUAUUGAUGAGGUUCUGCAUGCCUUUGGUGACUAUUUUAUUGACUAUGUCCAAGAUAAUGGAUACAGCAAUGUCCUGGAAUGUCUGGGAGGAAAUUUGCGAGAUUGGUUAUCCAACUUGAAUUCACUCCAUGAUCACUUGCAAGCUUCAUAUCCCAAGGGAUUUGUGGCUCCUGUAUUUUGGAGUGAAGAUGACCCCAAGUCAGGCCCCGAAGAAGGAGCCAUUUUGGUCUAUUAUUAUUCCCAGCGAGGCAGUCUUUUGGUGCCUUUGGUAGUAGGAUUGCUCAAAAAGUUGGCAAAGUGUUACUUUGACAUUGAAAUCAACUUGGAACAGCUCGCCUUGCAGGAUGAAGUCAUUGAGGAUCCAGAUAACCCCGAUGGAGAAGAAAAAACACAUGAACAUACCUGCUGGAGGGUCACUUCGGCAGAUCCAGAUGAAGCUCAAAAGCUACGUGGGAAACGAAGGAGAAAACGACGAGAAGAUGCAGGAAGCAAGUAUAGAGACGAUGCCACGCUUACCACUUAUACAUCCACCUCUUCCACAGUCAUGAGAAACAAAUACGAACGAACCUUUCAAGAAGGAGGUGCUCAGGCUUCCUUUCUGCGAGUGGAGGAAUUUGUCCAACGGUCCUUCUUCAAUGAAGACUGCGAGCUCUACCAUGCUUUGACCUUGGAGCAGUAUGUCUACUUGGUGGGUUAUUGGAAGACAACCAAGGUGCAAGACAGCAAUGGCAACAACAACUCACCCGAAAAUGAAGGCAUGUGGUGCUAUGAAGUGUGGGCGAUUGAAAACGACGACACAGCCACCUGGCCGGCCUUGGAGGAUUUGCCACCCAGACUAAACCCAGCACUGAUUGGAGAUGAUCCAGUCCAAUUUGGCGGGAAAAUACCUGCCACCGGUGCCUUCCCGCCCAAUGGUGAUAACGAUCUUCAAUCGUUCAAACCCAAGAUACGGGUACUGAAUCCCAUGGGUCCACAGUCUGUGGAUCUCGUGUUCUCGGCGGAUGUCCUGUCCUGGAGUUUGGAGCGAGCUGUGGCCAAUGCCGCACUCGAGGCCAAAGUCAUGGAAUUCGAGCCCGAUACUGCAGAACGAAUUGACAAUUGCGAGUUGGAAGUCCAGUGGGUGGUUUGGAAUGAUGCAUCGGAUGAAGCCUACCACACAUUUACAGGGGGCGACCUUUCCAUGACCUCUCUUCAGCAGCUGUAUGAUUUGACCGCUGGGGCCAACUUUGACCCGAUUAAACUCGUCAUCCAACUGGCAGAAUCCGUCGCGGUGGACGACGACGAGGAGGACAUAUAGCCAGUUGUGCUGGUCGUUUCGCUACCCUUGCUGCCAAUAGUGGGACGCAAGAGGCGUUCACUAUCAUCCGCCUCUCGCAGCAAACUGCCUAGACUACAUGGCGGCCAAUUCGAGAACCGGCUAUCAGUUUUGGUUAGUACUGGCACCAGUCGUUCGGAGAUGAGGAGGGCCAAUUCAUGUCGGCUGAGGCGCAGCAGACAAUUAGAGUUUCUUUCAAACACAUAUCCUAGACUACUUUGUUUUAUUUUUU
Molecule: messenger RNA, 1905 nt
Organism: Seminavis robusta
Lineage: Eukaryota; Bacillariophyta; Bacillariophyceae; Naviculales; Naviculaceae
Source: the annotation of a GenBank genome assembly